Messenger RNA from Penicillium samsonianum, 1017 nucleotides. RefSeq names its product flavin reductase family protein. The transcript is spliced from 2 exons. Gene Ontology annotation, molecular function: FMN binding. The record is from RefSeq and is a predicted model, not a curated record. NCBI's taxonomy places the organism in Eukaryota, Fungi, Ascomycota, Eurotiomycetes, Eurotiales, Aspergillaceae. The coding region runs from base 1 to 1017 and encodes 338 amino acids.
AUGACUCGUACAAGAACAAUUGGCCGCUUUAUAUCCAACCAGACUUGGAAUUUUACUCCCAUCUCUGUACCUCGCAUUGGUUCUCAUUCAUUGAACCCACUAAGAAUGAGUUCCUCUGCAACGGCCGUAGCAUCAGAAGUUGAAACCGCCGCGGCACAAAAAAACUACCAAGUCGUCCAAGACAGUGGCAAUUUCGACGAGAUCCAAGCCAAACGCCCAGACUUUGAUCAUUCUAAGCCCAUCGAAGUAACAAAAUCCCCAAAUCCCAACUGGGAGUAUGGGCAAGGAGUACGCGAUAAUGGAGCCAGCCUGGCUCAAAAACAUCACGAAAUCGACCCCUACGCCUCAGAUCGCCCGAUGAUCAGCAACUACCGCCUGCUUGUCUCGGGGAUUGCGCCUCGACCGGUGGGGUUCCUAAGCACCGUCAAUUCCAAGGGUGAAAAGAACCUCUCCCCAUUUAGUUACUUCCAAGUCAUCGACCACGAUCCCCCGAUGUUCAUUGUGGGAUUCUCGUCUCGACCCGGUCGGGUCAAAGACACAUACCGCAACCUCCGCGAGACUGGGGAGUGUGUGAUCAACACCGUGUCGGAGAACAUGAUCGAGGCAGUGAACGCGAGCUCUAUUGAUGCACCGUACGGCGUGUCAGAGUGGGAUGUAUCCGGUCUGCAUGAGGCGCCAUCGAGUACGGUGAAGCCGUCCCGCGUCGCCGAGUCGGUGUUCAACAUCGAAGGCAAGGUUAUUGAUAUCAAGGAGUUCACGGAUCACCAAAAGCCUGGCAUGAGCCUCGCUGCUACUGUUCUCAUCAAGGCUACCCGAUUCUGGGUUAAGGAGGGCACUGCCAAUGAGGAUUAUAGUCAUAUUGACUUGGAGAGGUUGCGGCCGGUUGGUCAACUUGGGGGAAUCUCUUAUGGUCGGAUUACAUCGACUUUUGAGCAUCCGCGCAAGAAAUGGAGCGAUGAGGUACCUAAGAGUGAGAUCUUGGCUAAGCUAGACGCUGCUAAGCCUGUUAAGAAAUGA